AUGAAACAGCGAAUAACUUAUGUGGUGACAAACCCAGAGGAGUUUACUCCCGAUCAGCUUGAUGUCGGCGAAGACAAUUCUGGCCCAUACUUUGCAUUGGACAAUGUCUAUGCUGCAAAGGAACACCGUAUCACACUCGGCCUGAAUGAGCUACCUGAAGAAUGUUCGUCAACAUCAUCCAGCUCCACAAAGGUGCCAGUCCUCUCAGAACGCUUCUCAAUGUCGGCCACCUCGCAGUACUACAGCUACUUGGAUGACAUCGACCAAGUUAGGAGUUUCUUCCAGCAGAAGUUUUGCAAAAAAUAUGGGAAAAGCCAUUGUUUGGAUGCGAUCGAUGGCUUUGCUCAAUCAGAUUAUAUCGAUGUGGACUACGAUACUAUCUCAAGAAGCGUUGUUCUGACAGCGGAGUCCUCCAAUGCAGGAUCCACCAACGAAGGCCGGACUGAGACAAUUAGACUACCAAGUAAAGAAGCGACAGUAGAGAUUGGGGUAUUGAGUUUGGAGGGAAAUGCCGACCCCGAAGAUGUGCAAUUUGGAGGUUUCUUGACAGUGCUAGGGCAAGACGAUAAACCGAACCGCUCCUGCAAACUACACACCCACCUAACCCUCCCCUCCUACCUCUUCAUCGACAAGUACCAAUUCUCCGACACCCUCUUCCUCGCAGACAAGAACCUAAAGCGCCUCCGCAGUCUAGCCGGCGCUACCGAUCUCGAAGCCCCAGACUGGGUUGUGCCGGCUUGGGGCUCCGCAGCGCUCUUCGAACUCGCUACACCCAAGCCAGAGAAGAUUGAAUAUCCCAAGGGGGAUGUUGAGGAUGAGAAGAAGAAGCAGUAG
Messenger RNA from Alternaria infectoria, 834 nucleotides. RefSeq lists its product as uncharacterized. Gene Ontology annotation, molecular function: mannosyltransferase activity. The transcript is spliced from 4 exons. The record is from RefSeq and is a predicted model, not a curated record. Gene Ontology annotation, cellular component: glycosylphosphatidylinositol-mannosyltransferase I complex; endoplasmic reticulum membrane. NCBI's taxonomy places the organism in Eukaryota, Fungi, Ascomycota, Dothideomycetes, Pleosporales, Pleosporaceae. Bases 1 to 834 code for a protein of 277 amino acids. Gene Ontology annotation, biological process: GPI anchor biosynthetic process; protein processing.